Dreissena polymorpha is the source of this 3192-nucleotide messenger RNA. RefSeq lists its product as uncharacterized. Bases 179 to 1396 code for a protein of 405 amino acids. The transcript is spliced from 2 exons. NCBI's taxonomy places the organism in Eukaryota, Metazoa, Mollusca, Bivalvia, Myida, Dreissenidae. The record is from RefSeq and is a predicted model, not a curated record.
AACCAUUGUUCUCAAAUAGGCGACACCAUCAUGUAUAUCGUGUGGUGAUGGGAGUGUAACGGUUCAGUAGAAUGGAGAUUUGCUCAUUUAAUUCACGUAUUUUGUAACCUUAGGGGCAUAAUUGGAGAUGGAUUACAGUGGUUUACUUAAAUGGAGUUGUUCGUGAUUCUCGUAAAGAAUGCCUAGAAAGCGCAAAAGAGGAUCCCUUACGGUGAAACGCAAGUACCACUACAUAACAUCUGAACAGCCAAAGGAAGAAAACCAUGUUGCCAGUGAACCCCUGGUGAACAUAAAAGCUACAACAGAUUCUUCUACCCAGUCAGAAAGUGAAAAUGUCCAGUUCACAAGUGAUCAUAGUUAUGCUAUUGAUGAAGACUCCACAUAUGAGCUUGAUUCCUUCCAGGAGACAAACAAUGAUAAGCCUGAAGCUGAUGUGAUGGAAUGUAGUUCAGGGCUUCUAGAAAUGGAGGUGGAGACGACAACCUUCUCAGACUUUGCUGUGGAACUUAAACUGCAAAAUAUUUCAUCUCAGUUCGUUGUAAAGGAAUCAGAGCAAUCAAUUCAAAUGUUACAGUUGUACACAAAUGACAGUCUGACAGCAAUCAAGCUAUCGGUUGAAAUUAAGAGUGAUUUUACGUGCUCUGUCUAUGUGCAUCGGAAAUGCAUUCCGAGAUCUCACCAAAUAUGGACUGGACUGCCACAACAUAUCAAUCGCGUUGCUUAUGUUCUGGUGUUAUUGGAAAGACUGUUAAAAGUUGAUGUCUGCAUAGGAAAUCCUGAGGUGGAAUUUUCAAAUUUAGUUCCCAUUGGAUCAGGGUUGUCCAGCAACAACUCCCCAGAAAUUGUGGCGUACAGGGAAGGGGACUUCAACGCAACACAUGCCAGUGGAGAGAGAUAUAAUUCCACUAUUCGAUCUGUGAAAUGUGACAUGCUGUCCACAUCAAAAAAGUGUACAGCCUGCAAAAAGUACUUUUACUUAUUACAAAGCAGGAAAAAAAGGGUUAAAAGCAGACUAAAUUCGUGCCGAAAAUACAGCCACACAAACUUUAAACAUAGAGACAUGACUGAACAGGAACUCAAUAUGAAAUUAAACGAGCAGAAACAUGAAAUAAAAAAUUUACAAACAGAGUUGUGGAAACAAAGGAGGGAAUUUGAUAAGAUCAUCACAGCAAAUGGGAUCAGUGUUGAAGGCAGUGAACAUCAUGAACUGGAAGACCUGAUGGCAAGUUGUGAGACAGAAUUUAAAAACGUUCCCGAUUUCUACCAGCCGACAGCGUCUGUUUUGGGAACAGCAGAUGUCUUUUGCCAAAAAGAAAGACAGUCGAGGGAUGCGCUGGCACCCCAUGAUCAUUCGUUGGUGUCUCUACCUUCGACAAAAGUCAGAAACAGCGUAUGAUAUUCUUCGCGAAACUGGAUUUGUCAAUUUGCCAUCACCAAGGACAUUAUUUGACUAUUCGCACUUCCUGAAGAGUGAACUGGCUCACCAUGAGGCAGAUGUUCUAGGUUUGUUGAAGGAGGAAGCUGUGAAGAGACACCUGUAUGACACAGAGUGGAGGAAUAAUGUCGGUCUUCUCUUUGAUGAGAUAAAAAUUAAAGAAGAUUUAGUGUACGACAAACACACUGGGCAGCUCAUCGGAUACUUCAAUCUAGGCGAUGUUGCCAAUGAAAUGAUGCAAUUCAGCGAAACAAAGAAUGAGACUAAAAAAGAACUAGCAAAAUACAUGUUGGUUGUGAGGCUGCGAAGUUUGUCUUGCAACUGGUGUUUUCCGUUAUUUGGUUUUGCAACGACAGGCAUAAAAGCCGAUUCUCUGUACCCCAUUCUGUGGAAGACAGUAGCGUUACUACAAUUAUCCCAAAUUAAUUUACAUGUCUUGUUCUUCACUUGUGACGGUGCAUCACCAAAUAGACGGUUUUUCAACAUGCAUUGAGUGGGUAUUGAAUCUGUGGUAUACAAGACGGAAAAUCAACACAACAGUGACCAGAACAUUUACUUUAUAUCAGAUGUUCCACAUCUUCUGAAGACUGUGAGGAACAAUUUUAGUAACUCACAUGCCCACAAAAAAUCAAGAAUGCUGUGGAGGAAUGAUAAAGACAUUUCAUGGAUGCACCUAAUUCGUUUAUUUGAGGAACAUUGCGAGAUGAACUUGUACUCUCCCUGCCCAAAGUUGUCGCGAAAACACAUUAAUCUGCUUUCCUUCAACUACAAGAAGGUCAGUUUAGCUGCAUAGGUUCUGUUGCUCUUGCCCUUGAGGAGUUGUACGGUCCAGAGGUCUCAGAAACUGUGCAGUUCAUGAAACUAUUAAACAAAUUUAAGACUGUCUAAAUGUUAGGAGUUUGUUUGAAGGCAGAAAUAAACGCAAUGACAAUUUACUGCCUUACACUAGUGUGGAUGAUGAACGCUUGAACUUCCUGACUAAAGAUUUUCUUGGUUACAUCAAUAAGUGGGAGGAGAGCAUUCAAAGAAGACCAGGAAUUUUCAAUGAUUCCCAGCGGGCCCAGAUGAUUUUAAGCCACCAGACUCUCGAUGGACUUAAAAUAUCUGUAAAUUCCAUCACCGAGUGUGUGAAGUUUAUGUUAAGCAAGGGGGCUAAUUUUGUAUUGACCCAUAAUUUCAAUCAGGAUCCUUUUGAGCAUUAUUUCGGUCACUAUAGACAUAAAGCGGGAUCAAAUAAUAACCCAACUGUCUAUGAGGUCAGAAAUGUGAUGACAACAAUGAGAACUGUCGACUCUUUUGCUGUACCAGUAAAGCAGGGAAACAUUAAAAGGGGUACGGUCGACAAAGAAAACAUAGACCAUUCCAAGUUAAAAAGACGAAAGUAAACAGAAAAGGUUGACUUUAAUUAUGUUUGCAUAAAAAUAAAUCUUUUUUAUGGAAAUGUAUGUUUACAGAUUAUUAACAUAAGUUUCCAUAAACCAAUCAUACAGAUUUAUAUGUACUGGUCGUGUACGUAAUUCCGGCCUGUACGUAAAAAAUUGGCCACCUGUGUUUAAUCAUUUUUAUGAUCUAAACACACAUAUUUUGAUUAUUUUUAGAACAAUCAACUUGAAAACCAACUCUACUCUCAAUAUUUUGCAAAUUCAAGAAGCAUAUCACUGUAAACAUUUGCAGUAAAAUGUCUUAUACAUAACAAAAAAUAUUUCUUACAUGGGAAAAGUGAUGUCAUCAUCAAUUGCGAAAAUUUUAUUUAUAUA